Dictyostelium discoideum AX4 is the source of this 1809-nucleotide messenger RNA. RefSeq lists its product as hypothetical. The record is from RefSeq and is a predicted model, not a curated record. NCBI's taxonomy places the organism in Eukaryota, Evosea, Eumycetozoa, Dictyosteliales, Dictyosteliaceae. Bases 1 to 1809 code for a protein of 602 amino acids. The transcript is spliced from 3 exons.
AUGAAAUCAAUUUUUUUUUGUUUUACCCAUCUUUUAAUUAUACCAAAAAGAUUAUGUUUAUUAUGGGUUUUAUUACCAGUUAGAACCUAUUUAGCAUUUUCAGGUACAUCUAUGGUUUAUUAUAUAGUGAUGUUUUUUACAUGGAUAUCAUUUUAUGAUUUAAAUUUACCAGGUUGUUCGAAAUGGAUGAUUACAUUAUUCUUUUGUAUAUUUGUUGGUAUUUCAAUUGCAUGGUUAAAAGUAGUCACAGAAAUCAAUGUUCAAGAUAAUCGUUUAUCAUUUUCAUUCAUUGAUGGUAUUACAUUCCUUUUAUGUGCAGUUUGUUAUUUCAUCUAUGUGGUAUACCAUAAACUUAGAAAGAACUAUAUCGAUGAAAAUGAAAAUAUCGUAGAUCAAGAAGGUCAAAGAAGAACCAAAAGAAAAUCAAAACCAUGGACAAAGAGAAUAUCAAAAAUAAUGUGCUAUUAUAAAAUCAUUGAUAUGGAUGAAGACGAUAAUAUUAAACAAUUAAAUUUCGCUCAUAGUAAUCGUAGUAGUGAAGUAGUAUCAACCACAACCGAUAGUGAGGGUAAUGUAGUUACAACUAUAACCACAUCCAACAGUAACAACAACAACAACCACGACAGUAGAGAUUUAACAUCAUCAAAUGAAAAUGUUGUCGCAACACCUGACGAAGUUGGUGGUGAAGGUAUGGAAAUGAACAUGUUUAAAGAUUUAUCAAGUAGUAAUGAAAAACCAACUGGAGCAUCAUCAAAAUCAUUCCUUAGUUCAUCACAAUUUAAAGAGAAUUUAAAAGUUGAUCAAAAAACUGGAAAUCAAUCAGAUCAUUCAUUUAGAACCCGUACUAAAACCAUUACAUUGGAUAACUAUACAUUGGUACCAAAAUUUGAAAUAUCAUAUCGUAAUUUCCUUUCAGUUGUACUCUAUCAACUCUUUGUAAUUGGUACUUGGUUUUGGCUUCAUAACUUCGAAAGUUUUGUACGUGAAAAAGAUUAUUUCCGUACACCAUUCUUAGCUUUAGUUUCGAUCGUAGUUUUUCAAGCAAGUCGUAUCGUUUUAAUGGGUAUUUCAAAUGGUUUAAAUCGUUUAUUAAAACCUGGUGAAAUUAGAUAUUUCACAUUAUUCCAAUUUCCAUUAAUGUUUUUCCUUUAUUAUAGAAAUUUAUUUUUAAAUACAAAUAGUUGGAGUAUUACAAUUUUAAUUAGUUUUGUAAUUUUUGCAAUUGAUAUUGUUUAUUAUCCAUUACAUAUGACAAAGAAGUUUUGGUUAUUUAGACAUACAACUUUAAUUAGUUAUUUGGAUAAACGUGCAUCAACUUCAUUAAUAUUUAGAGUUGCCAGGGCAUUUUUGGCCGAUCAGAAUACAUCAUAUGAUAAACAUAUUAUGAAUCUUUCAAUUGAAUAUUAUUAUGAUAAAAUGGCAGAAUAUAUAUCAAUUGUUACGAUGGCAGCAUUUUUAUCAUUAAUAAGAGCUUUAGAUUGGAAGAGUGCAAAUUAUGUAACAUUCCAUGCUUUAUCACCUGACCAUUUCCAUCAAUUACUUUAUAGAUAUCUUUAUCUAUUAUGUUUUGAAUUUGCCUAUGAUUUAGGAUUACGUUUUGCUUCAAGAAAGUUCCUAAAAGUUGAUAUCUCUAAUCGUGGUCGUAAUGAAACAAUUUCAAACUUUUGUACUCGUUUCAUUUUCUCAUUAUUUGUUUUAUAUGAUUUAAUGGAUGUUUAUAAUAUUCAAUUAAGAUAUGUAAUUCCUGAUUCAAGUGGUAUUGGUAGUAGUUCAAGUAGUCUUAUUACUAGUAGUAGUACUAGUACUUAA